GAGCCUAGGAAAUUCGAAAGAAGCUCCGCCCCUCGGGAGCCUGUUCCCGGGAACCGGGAGGUUGUGGAAGAAAAGCAUCCUGCGUGGACGGUCUAAGCUGACUCGCUUCUGCUGGCUGGGCAUGGAGGAUUUGAAAGAAGAUGUCAAGUUCAUUGCCGACGAGACCUUGGACUUUGGAGGGCUGUCUCCAUCUGACAGUCACGAGGAGGAAGACCCGACGGUACUGGCGAGUGCAGAGAAACCACUUCGAAGGGGCCUCUCUCACCGGAGUAACCCGAACCCCAAUGCGGUCGCCCCUGCUCUCCAGGGUGUGAGGUUCAGUUUGGGCCCUCUCAGCCCAGAGAAGCUGGAGGAGAUCCUCGAUGAAGCCAACCGCCUGGCAGCUCAGCUGGAGGAGUGUGCCCUGCGAGAUCGUGAGCGGGCCGGGGCAGGCCCUGGGAAGCCCAGCCCCAGAGGGAAGCCCAGCCCUCGGCGGGAGACGUUUGUCCUGAAGGACAGCCCUGUCCGCGAUCUGCUGCCCACUGUGAGCUCUUGGAGCACGCCAUCCCCACGCAGCCUCGCUGGUCCCCGGAGCAGCGAGAAAAAGGGGUCAGCCAGGGCUGUUCGGGUGACAGCUGGAAAGAAGUCCCCCAGCACAAAGAAGGAAUCGCCCACUUGCAAUCUGUUCCCUGCAGCCAGGAGCCCAGCGCUCUCUCCUCUGGCACAAUCAGCUCUUCCACCCCGGCGGAAAGCUGGGCCGAGUGCACGGACCACAGCAAGCCCACCAGUCCCUGUCAGACCAGUCCUCCCUCUGCAGCCCUCCACCAGCAACUCUCAGUGUUCGUCCCGACUCCAGGGAGCGGCCGCUAGGUCUUCCAGUCGAUUACCGGUCCCCUCAGCCAUCCCCAAGCCCGCCACUCGAAUGCCACUCACUAGCCGGAGCGUGCCGCCUGGCAAAAGUGCCCUACCCCCAGAUUCUCUCUCCACCCGGAAAGGGCUUCCAAGUGCCACAGGGCACAGAGCUCCUGUUCCCCAGAGAACGAAUCUUCCAACCACCGGUGCCCCUCGAGGCAGGAUGCAGCCCCUCAGGAAAGCUGCCGUCCCUGGACCUACGAGGUAAAAAGAUCAGGCAGCAGGCACGUAUUCCGUAGAGAACCACUCCACUACCAUCUUGCCAUCGAAGACUGGACCCUCCCCCAGCAGUCCCUGACUCCAGCACAGUCUUGUCCAGGAUGGGGGGAAGAGUUAGCGCCUCCAGGGUUGAUCUCCGAAGUGGAGACCAUGGAGGAUGGGGUGGGUUGAGCUUGAGGAGACUCAAACUCCUCCUACCCCCCCUGGCUGAAAGAAGAAGAGGCAGAGGUCACUUCCCCGCGGGCAGAGUGACUUGUCUUCACGUGUGGUCAGCCCGAGAGAACUUGACCUUCUUCCCAGACCGCGGGUGAAUGGCCUGCGGAACCAGCCAGCCUUCCUGGUCUCUAGGAGAGGUCUUCCUGAAUCAUUUCCUCCACUGGAUUCUGGCCUGUUGGGAGAGGCCAGGCAGGCACCUGCCAUGCAGGGCUUCUUGCCUGUGAAUUCUGUGACUCCUCACAGGCCAAUCGAUGAUAAGGUUACUCACCAA
Peromyscus leucopus (white-footed mouse) is the source of this 1597-nucleotide messenger RNA. It is a transcript of the gene Psrc1, whose product is annotated as proline and serine rich coiled-coil 1. Gene Ontology annotation, cellular component: microtubule cytoskeleton; spindle pole; spindle microtubule. NCBI's taxonomy places the organism in Eukaryota, Metazoa, Chordata, Mammalia, Rodentia, Cricetidae. The transcript is spliced from 8 exons. Gene Ontology annotation, biological process: mitotic metaphase chromosome alignment. Gene Ontology annotation, molecular function: microtubule binding. The record is from RefSeq and is a predicted model, not a curated record. The coding region runs from base 122 to 1099 and encodes 325 amino acids.